Molecule: messenger RNA, 387 nt
Organism: Cooperia oncophora
Lineage: Eukaryota; Metazoa; Nematoda; Chromadorea; Rhabditida; Trichostrongylidae
Source: the annotation of a GenBank genome assembly
AUGCCCAGAAAGGGAUUCCCACCAAAUCCUAUGCCCGAGAAUUAUGUGAGGCUUGAUCAAAUCACUGACGAAUUGUAUGACAAGUUUUGCAAGGAGGUCUUGGAUGACAACUUGCAGCCAUGCACACCGCAAGAGCGAAAACUGCUCGAUAAUAUGAGUUCAUCGGGAGAUUUUGGAGCAGCUGUCGACUUCUACGAUGAGAUUAUGGGAGAAUUACCAGUGGUAAUGGUGCACAUGCGCACUUCAAAAGUAUUCCUGUCCCCAUCCCUGAGGGAGAAGUGUAUCCAAAAGGUCAUAGCGGUAAAGAAGACGGAAAUGAAUCCCAUAUGUGCCGCUAUUGCUCAUAUUCAACAGCUCUUCGUUGGUUUUCCACCAGAAAUACGUGUA